Messenger RNA from Amphimedon queenslandica, 1618 nucleotides. Its product is annotated as importin subunit alpha-6-like. Gene Ontology annotation, molecular function: protein binding; nuclear import signal receptor activity. The record is from RefSeq and is a predicted model, not a curated record. Gene Ontology annotation, biological process: protein import into nucleus. Gene Ontology annotation, cellular component: cytoplasm. The transcript has 11 exons. Bases 27 to 1466 code for a protein of 479 amino acids. Lineage: Eukaryota; Metazoa; Porifera; Demospongiae; Haplosclerida; Niphatidae.
UAAUUAACCACGCCCUUUUAAACAAAAUGGCGUCCACGAGCAGUAGCGAUGGAAGUAUGGGUAGAAUCAAAUCUUAUAAGAAUAAAGGACUGGACGCGGAGGAAUUGAGGAGAAGAAGGGAAACUGAAGAAAUUCAACUUAGAAAAUCUAAAAGAGAUGAAGAAUUUUCAAAAAGACGUAACAUUUCUACAAUGUCCGAGAGUCCUUUUGGCGUCUCUGGAGAACAACGAUUUUUUGAAGAUACUCCAUUGGAGAUCAUAGCAAGAUCAGUUUAUUCAGAUAAUAUUGAUGAGCAAUAUCAAGCGAUCAGUCAUAUUAGAAAAUUAAUAUCAGUUGAGGAGGAUCCACCUAUAUCUGAUGUUAUUAGAAUUGGAGUUGUACCUAAACUCAUUCAAAAUCUUGACCACUCUCUUCCACCUGCAAUACAAUUUGAGAGUGCAUGGGUAUUGACUAACAUUGGGAGUGGCUCACACUAUCAGACGGUGACAUUAAUUGAUAUGGGGGCAGUCCCUAAACUAGUCUCACUAAUUACUUCACCAAAUUAUCUUGUCAGGGAACAAGUAAGUACAUGUACACUUAUUUUUUCAUAUUUUAGUGCUUUACAAGAUAAGGAGCUCACUCUUGCUUUAAAGGCCCAGUGCUGUUGGACUCUCUCUAACUUUUGUCGUGGAAAAACACCGCCUCCUAACGAUGCUAUAGUAUUCAAGUGUCUACCUUUCCUCCCACAAUUGAUAUAUUGUGAAGAGGCAGAAAUAUUAAGUGACGUCUGUUGGAGCAUAUCGUUCCUUUGUGAAGGAAAUAACGAAAGAAUACAGAGAAUAAUUAACUGUGGAGUUGUGAAGAGAUUGGUAGAACUAUUAAUGCAUCCCACAGUAGGCGUUAUAACUCCUUCAUUAAGAGCUAUUGGUAACAUAUUAACAGGAGAUGAUGUGCAAACACAAUUUGUCAUUAACUGCUCUGCUCUCCCUGCACUACAGCUAUUGUUAGACCAUCCGGUGUCUUCUAUUAGGAAGGAGGCUUGCUGGGCUAUCUCUAAUAUGACAGCUGGGAAUAAAGUUCAAAUACAAGCCGUUAUAGAUUGUAACAUAUUUCCUAAAUUGUUACAAAUUAUGGAAUUCAGUGAGUACAAGAUAAGGAAGGAAGCUGCCUGGGCUGUACUCAACACAACUGCUGGUGGGACUCCCUACCAAAUAAGAUAUCUUGCCAAUAUUGGCACUAUACCCAAACUCUGUGAUUUAUUAUCAAUCCAGGAUCCAAAGAUAUUACUAGUGACACUGGAAGGCCUUGAUAACAUACUGAAGAUAGGGCAAGAGACUGGCAACCAGUUUGCCACUCAAAUGGAGGAAUCUAAUGCUGUGGAAAGGAUCGAGAUUCUCCAAAAUCAUCCUCAGCCAAAGAUAUCUCACAUUUCGUCGAAAAUUUAUGAUCGAUAUUUCUCUAUGAGUCCAGACAGCACCUGCCCCUAAUAUUGGAAAGACACACACUCUCUCUCUUUCUUCAUUAAUAAUUAUUAUUCAUUUCAAUCAUUCAUCAUGUACUUUUAUACAAUAUCUUUUUCGUCCCUUGUGUGUGUUUGUGUGUGUUUAGUUGUUUAUUAUACUUUUAGCAAUUAUCAUUA